Molecule: messenger RNA, 12533 nt
Organism: Jaculus jaculus (lesser Egyptian jerboa)
Lineage: Eukaryota; Metazoa; Chordata; Mammalia; Rodentia; Dipodidae
Gene: Dnah6
Product: dynein axonemal heavy chain 6
Exons: 77
Coding region: 61-12486 (4141 amino acids)
Biological process (GO): microtubule-based movement
Cellular component (GO): dynein complex
Molecular function (GO): ATP hydrolysis activity; ATP binding; dynein light intermediate chain binding
Source: RefSeq, a predicted model, not a curated record
CCAGGUCAGGCCUCAGCAGACCCCUCAGGAGCUGCGUCCCACGUCCCACACGGCAUAAAAAUGACUUUUCCGGCCACAGCUAGUGAAAUUGACCUAAAAGAGAUGGAAGAAAAUCCUAUGCUUUCAAGACUGAAUAACAUAAAAGUGAAGGGAAGCCGGAGCCAUAUAGCAGGUGCAGAACAUGAAUGUGCUAUGCAGACCCUCACAUUUAAGCACAACACGAGAGCUCAAGAGAGGACAAGGAAACGGCAGCAGCCUGUAAAAUUGGAGCCCCUGCCAGUGCUGAAACUCUACCAGGAUCAUAAACAGCCAGAAUACAUACACGAACAGAACCGAAUUCAGCUAAUGAGUUCUAGAGUCCUUAAAUCACCAGGAGGCAUAUCUGAAAAAAGUUCUAUCAAAUCCCCCACUCCAUCUCUUGAGCCUCAAGAUGUUUUGAAAACAUUACAGGACCAUGGACCCUCUGCUGAUUUUUAUUCCCCUUCUCCUAAACUGGCACGUACGAGUAUUGGAAGAAGAGGUCUCUUCGGGACUCGAUCUUCAGCUUACCCUAAAUGUGUUUUCCAUGACCGGGAAGAAGUUAUUAAAGCCAACAUUCGAGACCCCUUGCAGAUCAUUGAAAUAAUACGUGAAAAUGAAAAUCUGGGAUUUCUUUAUAUGAUCCCUGCAGUGCCAAAGUCUUCCAUUGAAUAUGAUCCAUUUAAUCUGAGAGUUGUAAGUUAUGAGAACAUCAAUAAAAAUGACUACUAUACGAUUAGCCAAAAGGCAGUGACCCAUGUUUAUAAUGAUGACAUUGAAUUCAUCAAAGUUGAACGAUGGGAGCAGGAAUAUCUGUAUCACAGAGAACUCACCAAGAUCCCCAUAUUUUCCCUUUUUCGGAAAUGGAAGGCUUUUAACGUUUGGAAGAAGAAUGUCCGAUCAAAGAAAAUCACUGGAUGUCGAAAAGCACUACAAAAAAAUUUGUUCAUUGUUAAUCCUUUUCUUCGACCAGCUCUUCUUAAAAUAAAUGAACUAUGUUAUCAUUUGAGCUUUAUAGGACUUUGUUAUAUUGAAAAAUGUCACAUAUACACCCUGCAGGAAUUUAAGGCUGCACAAGUUAUCCGACUACAGGAGGUGACAGAGCGCCUAGAAGAAUUUCGAAAUGAGGCCAAAGAUGUGGUCAGGAAGUCUUGCCGAUUUGCUUUGCGUGCUGUUGGAUUUAUUCCUGAUGACUGUUUAUUUGACACAUAUGAGGAUUAUUUUAGGUUAAACAGUGAAACUUUUGGCAAUGUACCAUUUGACAGGCCAGCUUAUGGAGAAUCUGAAAAGAUGACAUACACAGAACAGGCCAGCAAAAGGCAUCAUUGCAUGAGGCUGACAUGUUUCAUCCGUCUGAACGAUUAUUUAAUUCAGAACACACUACAUGUCUUAACAGUAAACUCUGCUAACACCCUUUUGAAUUAUCUCACUGAAAAACUAAAACGAACACCUUCAGCAGACGUCAUUCAAAAAUGGAUUACUGAGGAGAAACCUGAAGUCGUUGACAAAAAGGUGGUCCCAGUGUUAGAGAAGCAGGAAGAAGAUGAAUCUCUCAUUCCCAUGUUCAUCACAGAACUGAUUCUGACUGUCCAGGCACUACUCUUUGAGCCUUCUUUAGAAGACUUUCUGGAUGGUAUUUCCAGUGCAAUUAAUCAUUUCCAAAGCACUGUGUUGUCUGUUCCUAACCUCAUGCCUGACACAUAUUUUGACGCUUUCACCAGCCCUUUCAUUAACAACAAGCUUGAAGAAAAGACCUGUGGGCCUGGGCCAAGCCUGUCAACUGUGUUUGACGAUGACAAGAACUUUCACACAAUUAUCUUUCAGAUAAAGGACACAAUUCAUGCAGCAUUUGACUCUGCCCGUUUAUAUGCAGCUACAUUUGAAAAGUUUCAGAUCUUCUUCAAGGAAAAUGAAAGUCUUGACUUAGAAGCACUUAAGCUCCAGGAACCUGAUGUUAAGUUCUUCAGUGACCAGCUAGAAAAGUAUCACAAACAACACAAAGAUGCAGUGGCUCUUCGACCCAUCAGAAAUGUGGGCUUGCUGCUCAUUGACACCAAGCAGCUAAAAGAAAAACUCAUUCCAUCACCCUUGCGAUGCUUGGAGGUGCUAAAUCUAAUGCUUCCUCAGUUAAGCAAGAAAAAAGUGGAUGCCAUUAUCUCUGAGGCUCAAGAUGCAGAGUAUAGACUUGAGUUUAUCCCAACAACCACCAUAGAAUAUGUUAAUAGCUUAGUAUUUCUUGAUGAAAUUCAGGAACGGAUUGAAAGUCUGGAAGAUGAAGGGAAUGUAGUGAUUCAAAUGUACAAGCUCAUUGAACAGUAUCAGGUCCCCACACCUCCUGAAGAUUUUGCUGUUUUUGCAACUAUGAAGCCUUCCGUUGUUGCCGUUCGGAAUGCCAUUGAUAAGGCAGUAGGUGAAAGGGAGACAAGCAUCAAGCAGUUUUGUCUACACUUGGGCAGAGAUCUUGAAGACCUGAACAAUGAAGUGAAUGAAGUAAAGCUGCAAGUGCAGGAUCCCCAGAUCUUGGAUAUUUCUGCUGACCAAGAGAAGAUAAAGGUCAUGUUAAGUGAGCUGCAACAUGUUCUAGAUGAUCUUCAAAAACGUGCCUUUCAGUAUAAAUCCUAUCAGAAGAAUUUCAAGGUGGAAGUGUCCAAGUUUGAUGCUUUGGAAGAAGUUAGUGCUGAGUUGAAGCUCAAGCAACUGCUCUGGGAUUCGUUAUCAGAAUGGGAUAAACUCCAGCAGGAAUGGCUAAAGUCCAAAUUUGACUGCCUGGAUCCAGAAGUCCUUAACAGUCAAGUUUCUAAAUAUGCUAAAUUUGUGACUCAGUUGGAAAAAGGCUUGCCACCCAAUAAUGUGGUGCCCCAGCUUAAAUAUAAGGUGGAAAAAAUGAAAGAAAAGCUUCCCGUUAUCAUUGACUUGAGGAACCCAACUUUGAAGGCUAGACAUUGGGCAGCUAUUGAACAAACUGUGGAUGCCUCCCUGGUAGAGCUUGAAGUUCCGCUGACCUUGGAGAGGCUUGUGGAAUUGCAUGUCUUUGAAUUUAGCCAAGAAAUCCAGGACAUAUCUGGGCAGGCUUCUGGAGAAGCUGCCUUAGAAACCAUUCUUAAGAAGGUGGAGGAUUCCUGGAAAACAACUGAAUUUGUCACUCUUCCUCACCGUGACUCCAAAGAUGUGUUUAUCCUGGGUGGUACAGAUGACAUACAGGUUCUUCUAGAUGACAGCAUGAUCAACAUCGCGACCAUUGCUUCAUCACGCUACGUGGGUCCACUGAAGUCUCGGGUGGAUGAAUGGCAAAAGCAGCUUGCUUUGUUUAAUCAGACACUGGAAGAAUGGCUGAACUGUCAAAGAAACUGGCUAUACCUAGAAAGUAUUUUUAAUGCUCCAGAUAUCCAGAGGCAGCUGCCUGCAGAGGCCAAGAUGUUCCUUCAGGUAGAUAAAUCAUGGAAGGAGAUCAUGAGGAAGGUGAACCGGCUGCCCAAUGCACUCCGAGCUGCUACUCAGCCAGGUCUUCUGGAGACGUUCCAGAACAAUAAUGCACUACUUGAUCAAAUUCAGAAGUGUCUAGAGGCAUAUUUAGAAUCAAAAAGAGUUAUCUUUCCAAGAUUUUACUUCUUGUCAAAUGAUGAGCUUCUGGAGAUUUUGGCCCAGACUCGAAAUCCACAAGCUGUGCAGCCACACCUGAGGAAAUGCUUCGACUCCAUUUCAAGGCUUGAGUUUGCUGUCAUGCCGCCUGCAGAAGGGAAGAUUCCUGGUACUGACACAGAGCCAGAAAAGGUUUACACGAACGAUAUUUUGGCAAUGCUGUCACCAGAGGGAGAGCGGGUUGGCUUGGGAAAAGGCCUCAAGGCCCGAGGCAACGUGGAGGAAUGGCUUGGCAAGGUAGAAGAGGCCAUGUUCACAUCUCUGCGUCGCCUGUGCAAAGCUGCCAUUGCUGACUAUCAGGGGAAACCAAGGGCAGAGUGGGUGAUUGCUGGCCAUCCUUCUCAAGUUAUCCUGACCAUUUCUCAAAUUAUGUGGUGCCGUGAUUUGACUGAGUGUCUAGAGUCCGAAAACAGUAGUCAUUUAGAGGCCCUGGAAGCAUUUGAAAAAGUAAAUUUUGAGAGAUUAAACGCCCUGGCUGCACUAGUUCGAGGAAAUCUUCCUAAAUUACACAGAAACAUCAUAACUGCAUUGAUUACUAUUGACGUGCAUGCAAGAGAUAUAGUCAGUGAACUUGUUCACGCCAAGGUAGACACAGUUGAGAACUUUGACUGGCAGAGACAACUGCGCUAUUAUUGGGAUAUAGACCUGGAUAAUUGUGUGGCUAGAAUGGCACUCUCUCAGUACACUUAUGGCUAUGAGUAUUUGGGAGCAUGCCCACGAUUGGUCAUUACUCCUCUCACAGAUCGUUGCUAUUUGUGCCUCAUGGGUGCUUUGCAGCUUGACCUGGGGGGGGCCCCAGCUGGUCCUGCUGGCACUGGGAAAACGGAAACCACCAAAGACCUAGCAAAAGCUCUUGCCAUCCAAUGUGUGGUCUUUAACUGCUCUGAUGGCUUGGACUACAAGAUGAUGGGGCGCUUUUUCAGUGGUCUAGCACAGUCUGGGGCUUGGUGCUGCUUUGAUGAAUUCAAUCGCAUUGACAUUGAAGUUCUGUCAGUCAUAGCCCAGCAACUCAUUACCAUUAGAAACGCCAAAGCUGCAAAGCUCUCUAGAUUCAUGUUUGAGGGACGGGAAAUAAAGCUAAUCAUGACUUGUGCAGCCUUCAUCACAAUGAACCCUGGAUAUGCAGGCAGAACUGAAUUGCCAGAUAAUUUGAAAGCCCUUUUUAGACCAUUUGCAAUGAUGGUUCCAAAUUAUGCAUUGAUUGCAGAGGUAAUUCUGUAUUCUGAAGGAUUUGAAUCUAGUAAAAUACUAGCAAGAAAGAUGACCCAGAUGUACAAGCUCUGCAGUGAGCAGCUCUCCCAGCAGGAUCACUAUGACUUUGGCAUGAGAGCCGUGAAGUCUGUACUUGUCAUGGCUGGAUCUCUAAAACGAGAAAACCCAGACCUGAGUGAAGACGUGGUACUGAUAAGAGCUCUGCGAGACUCUAACUUGCCCAAAUUCCUCACAGAUGAUGCCCUUCUGUUCAGUGGAAUCAUAUCUGAUCUUUUUCCUGGAGUCCAAAUUCCAGAACACGAUUAUGGUAUUUUGCAAUCAACAAUUGUGGAUGUCAUGAAUGGACAAAACCUUCAGCCUGAGAUAUGUAUGGUUAAAAAAGUGAUUCAGUUCUAUGAAACUAUGCUUGUAAGGCAUGGUGUUAUGUUAGUGGGACCAACAGGAGGUGGCAAGACUACAGUUUACCGAGUCCUAGCAGAAGCUCUAGGAAAUUUGGAAAAACUUGGCACAGGAAAUCCCUUUUUUCAGGCAGUUAAAACCUAUGUUCUUAAUCCUAAAUCAAUCACAAUGGGUGAAUUAUAUGGUGAAGUUAAUAAUGUCACUUUGGAGUGGAAAGAUGGCUUGAUGGCACUAAGUGUCCGGUCAGCUGUGAAUGAUACUUCAGAAGACCAUAAAUGGAUCAUCAGUGAUGGGCCAGUGGAUGCUCUUUGGAUUGAAAACAUGAACACAGUGCUGGAUGAUAACAAGAUGCUUUGCCUGGCUAACAGUGAAAGGAUUAAACUUACACCUCAAAUACACAUGCUUUUUGAGGUACAGGAUCUCAAGGUUGCCUCCCCUGCAACAGUCAGUCGCUGUGGGAUGGUGUUUGUGGAUCCUGAAGAACUGAAGUGGAUGCCUUACGUUAAAACUUGGAUGAAGAGUAUUUCUAAAAGACUGAAUGAGGAAACCCAAGAAUAUAUUCUCAACCUUUUCCAACGUCAUGUUGAUGAAGGGUUACAUUUUAUCAACAAAAAGUGCAGCCAAGCAAUUCCACAGGUGGAUAUCAGCAAGGUCACUACACUGUGUUGCUUGUUGGAAUCAUUAAUCUUUGGCAAAGAUGGAGUUAACUUGGGAAUGGAGCAAAUGAAACUGAAUACCGUGCUAUGUCAGACUUUUGUUUUCUGCUAUUUAUGGUCUAUAGGUGGAAACUUAACUGAAAACUAUUGGGAUGCCUUUGAUACAUUUAUUAGAACACAACUUGAGGAUAAUCCUGAUGCCAGGCUUCCCAAUUCUGGAGACCUGUGGAGCAUUCACCUGGACUUUGACACAAAACGGCUGGAUCCCUGGGAACGAAUCAUACCUACCUUCAAGUAUAGGCGGGAUGUUCCAUUUUUUGAUAUGCUUGUCCCCACAACAGACACAGUGCGCUUUGGCUAUCUAAUGGAAAAACUGCUGGCAGUCAAGCAUUCAGUGUUGUUUACUGGUACAACAGGUGUUGGCAAGUCUGUUAUCACAAAAGGAUUGCUAAAUAGAAUUCAAGAAUCAUCUGGCUAUGUCCCUGUUUAUUUAAAUUUUUCUGCCCAAACUUCAUCUGCAAGGACACAAGAAAUCAUUGAGUCAAAACUGGAAAGAAAAAGAAAAAAUAUUCUAGGAGCACCAGGAAACAAACGUGUUGUAAUUUUUGUUGAUGAUCUAAACAUGCCCAGACUGGAUCGCUAUGGCUCUCAGCCCCCAAUUGAAUUACUUCGGCAGUAUCAAGAUUUUGGUGGAUUUUAUGAUAGAAAUAAGCUCUUUUGGAAAGACAUACAGGAUGUGACAAUUGUAUCAGCCUGUGCACCUCCAGGAGGAGGCCGCAACCCGGUGACCCCACGCUUCAUCAGGCACUUCAGCAUGCUGUGCAUCCCAAUGCCCUCGGAGCACAGCCUAAAGCAGAUCUUUCAGUCCAUCUUACAGGGUUUCCUGGCAGAUUUUCCACCUGCUGUAAAGCAGAAUGCCUCAAACAUUGUAGAAGCUGCUGUUGAGAUUUAUAACAGAAUGAGCGUUGAUCUCCUGCCAACACCAGCCAAGUCUCAUUAUGUGUUUAACUUGAGAGAUUUAUCCAAGUGUGUGCAAGGUAUCCUCCAAUGUGAUCCAGGAACAAUAAGAGAAGAAAUUCAAAUAUUUAGACUCUUUUGCCAUGAAUGUCAAAGAGUCUUCCAUGAUCGUUUGAUUAAUAAUGAAGAUAAGCAGUACUUCCAUGUUAUUUUGACAGAAAUGGCCAACAAACAUUUUGGAAUAGCAAUUGAACAAGAAUACUUUCUAAAAACACCCAUCAUAUUUGGAGAUUUCAUUAAGUUUGGAGCAGAUAAGGCUGACCGGAUUUAUGAUGACAUGCCAGAUAUGGAGAAAAUUGCAAGUGUUUUACAAGACUAUCUUGAUGAUUAUAACCUUGUAAAUCCCAAAGAAGUAAAGUUGGUAUUCUUCCAGGAUGCCAUAGAACAUGUUUCAAGAAUUGCCCGGAUGAUCCGCCAGGAAAGAGGCAAUGCGCUGCUGGUCGGAGUAGGAGGCACGGGAAAGCAGUCUCUCACGAGGCUUGCAGCUCACAUCUGUGGUUACAAGUGUUUGCAGAUCGAACUUAGCCGGGGUUAUAAUUAUGACACUUUUCAUGAGGACUUGAGAAAGCUGUAUAAAAUGGCAGGUGUGGAAAACAAAAAUAUGGUUUUCCUUUUCACAGACACCCAGAUUGUAGUGGAAGAGUUCUUAGAAGAUAUAAACAACAUCCUAAAUUCAGGUGAAGUGCCUAAUCUAUUUGAAAAGGAUGAGCUGGAACAGGUUUUAGCAGCCACCAGACCACGAGCAAAAGAAGUCGGAAUUUCUGAGGGGAACAGAGAUGAGGUGUUCCAGUACUUCAUUAACAGAGUCCGUCAGAAGCUGCACAUUGUUCUCUGCAUGAGCCCAGUUGGUGAGGCCUUUCGGUCCCGAUGCCGCAUGUUCCCAUCCCUUGUGAACUGCUGCACCAUUGACUGGUUUGUCCAGUGGCCCAGAGAAGCACUUCUGUCUGUGUCAAAGACAUUUUUCUCAAAUGUUGACACUGGGAGUGAAAAACUGAAAGAAAAUCUUUCUCUCAUGUGUGUGAACGUCCACCUCAGUGUGACCCAGAUGGCAGACCGCUACUACGCAGAGCUGCGCAGGCGCUACUACACCACGCCCACCUCCUACCUGGAGCUCAUCAAUCUCUACCUGUCCAUGCUCAGUGAAAAGAGGAAGCAGUUGGUUUCAGCACGAGAUCGAGUGAAGAAUGGUCUUACUAAGCUAUUAGAAACAAACAUAUUAGUAGAUACAAUGAAAUUAGAUCUUUCAGAUUUAGAGCCUGUGCUACUAGCAAAAUCACAAGAUGUCGAAGCCCUGAUGGAAAAACUAGCCGUGGAUCAAGAAAAUGCCGAUCAGGUCCGUAACGUUGUGCAAGAAGAUGAGGCAACAGCAAAAGUGAAAGCUGAGGAGACCCAGGCAAUAGCAGACGAUGCUCAGAGAGACCUUGAAGAGGCACUGCCAGCCUUGGACGCUGCCAACAAAGCACUGGAUUCCUUAGAUAAGGCAGAUAUAUCUGAAAUCAGAGUUUUUACAAAACCACCAGAUCUGGUCAUGACUGUCAUGGAAGCAAUCUCCAUUCUCUUAAACGCCAAGCCUGACUGGCCCACAGCUAAGCAGCUUCUUGGUGACUCUAACUUCCUCAGAAGGCUUUUGGAGUAUGAUAAGGAAAACAUAAAGCCUCAGAUAUUGGCAAAGCUUCAAAAGUAUAUUAACAACCCAGAUUUUGUGCCUGAAAAAGUUGAGAAAGUGUCCAAAGCAUGUAAAUCCAUGUGCAUGUGGGUAAGAGCAAUGGAUCUGUACUCUCGGGUGGUCAAGGAAGUCGAGCCAAAGAGACAGAAACUCCGUGCUGCCCAGGCUGAACUUGAUGCUACAAUGGCUACCCUGAAAGAAAAGCAAGCAUUACUGAAACAAGUGGAAGAUCAAAUCCAGGCCUUACAGGAUGAAUAUGACAAAAGCGUGAACGAAAAGGAAAGUCUGGCAAAGAACAUGGCCCUGACAAAAGCACGCCUGGUACGCGCUGGAAAGCUGACAGCUGCACUGGGAGAUGAGCAGGUGCGAUGGGAAGAAAGCAUACAGAAGUUCGAGGGCGAGAUAGCAAACAUCAUUGGGAAUGUGUUCAUAGCAGCAGCUUGUGUGGCCUAUCAUGGGGCUUUCACGGCCCAGUACAGGCAAUUGCUCAUAGUGUGCUGGAUCGAGAACUGUCAGUUCCUGGAUAUCCCAAUUGACCCUUCCUUCAGUCUCAUAAACAUUCUUGGAGAUCCCUAUGAAAUACGGCAGUGGAACACAGAUGGGCUGCCCCGUGACGUUAUGUCAACAGAAAAUGGCAUUUUGGUUACUCAAGGGAGAAGGUGGCCCUUGAUGAUUGAUCCCCAAGAUCAGGCAAACCGCUGGAUAAGGAACAAGGAAAGCAAAAGUGGUUUGAAGAUCAUUAAGCUGACAGACAACAAUUUCUUAAGAACACUUGAAAAUUCCAUCCGACUUGGUUUACCUGUCUUGCUGGAAGAGCUCAAAGAAACUUUGGAUCCAGCCUUGGAACCCAUCCUUCUGAAACAGACUUUCAUCAGUGGUGGACGGCUACUCAUUCGCCUUGGAGACUCAGACAUAGAUUAUGACAAAAGUUUCAAGUUCUAUAUGACAACCAAACUGCCAAAUCCCCACUAUCUGCCUGAGGUGUGCAUUAAAGUCACCAUCAUCAAUUUCACUGUGACUAAAUCAGGCCUGGAGGAUCAGUUGCUAAGUGAUGUGGUACGACUUGAAAAGCCCGAGUUGGAAGAACAAAGAAUCAAGCUUAUUGUGAGGAUCAACACUGACAAAAACCAACUGAAAACUAUUGAAGAUAAAAUCCUGAAAUUGCUCUUCGCUUCGGAAGGGAAUAUUCUGGACAACGAAGAACUCAUUGAUACACUCCAGGACUCAAAGAUCACUUCUGGUGCCAUUAAAACCAGGCUGAAGGAAGCAGAGUCCACUGAGCUGAUGAUCAAUGCAGCUCGUGAGAAGUACCGCCCAGUGGCCACUCAAGGUUCCGUGAUGUACUUCGUCAUUGCAAGCCUCUCAGAAAUCGAUCCAAUGUAUCAGUAUUCAUUAAAAUAUUUCAAACAGUUGUUCAAUACAACAAUUGAAACUUCUGAGAAGGCAGAUGACCUGCAGAACCGCCUGGUCAUCCUAUUGCAGCAGACUCUCCUGACAGCUUAUGUCAACGUUUCACGAGGGCUUUUUGAGCAGCAUAAACUCAUCUACAGCUUUAUGCUCUGCGUUGAUAUCAUGCGCCAGCAAGGAUACCUCACUGAGACGGAAUGGAAUUUCUUUCUCCGAGGUUCUGCAGGAUUGGAAAAGGAGCGCCCUCCUAAGCCAGAAGCUCCCUGGCUACUUCCUUCCACGUGGUAUGCAUGCUGUGACCUAGAAGAAGGGUUUCCAGCUUUUCAAGGACUUACAAAAUACAUACUGUUAUAUCCUAUUUCUAUACGCUUAGGAUCCUUUGAGACUUAUAUUAACCCACGGGAAUGGGAAGGUUAUCCUAAACCUAACUACAAAGAAGACACUUGGAAGACAUAUUUUACUUCUUUUCAAAAGUUAAUUCUUAUUAAAUGCUGUAAAGAAGAGAAGGUUGUUUUUGCUCUUACAGACUUUGUGAUAGAAAAUCUUGGGAAGCAGUUUAUAGAGACACCACCUGUGGACUUGGCUACUCUGUAUCAAGACAUGUCAUGCAGUACCCCCCUGGUGUUCAUUUUAAGCACAGGCUCAGACCCCAUGGGUGCCUUUCAAAGGUUCGCCCGAGAAAGUGGAUAUGCAGAACGAGUGCAGUCCAUUUCACUGGGGCAAGGACAAGGACCCAUUGCUGAGAAGAUGAUCAAGGAUGCAAUGAAGUUAGGAAACUGGGUGUUUUUGCAGAACUGCCAUCUAGCCGUUUCUUGGAUGCUGGCAAUGGAAGAGCUAAUCAAAACCUUCACAGAUCCAAACUAUGUUAUCAAGGACACCUUCCGACUUUUCCUAAGCUCCAUGCCCUGUGCUACGUUUCCUGUCACAGUCCUUCAGAAUUCUGUCAAGGUAACCAAUGAGCCUCCAAAAGGCUUGCGUGCAAAUAUCAGGCGAGCAUUUACUGAAAUGACACCUUCAUUUUUUGAAGAAAAUAUACUUGGGAGAAAAUGGAGACAACUAAUAUUUGGCAUUUGUUUCUUCCAUGCAAUUAUUCAGGAGAGAAAGAAGUUUGGCCCUCUUGGUUGGAAUAUCUGCUAUGAAUUUAAUGACAGUGACAGAGAAUGUGCUUUGCUCAACCUCAACCUUUACUGUCAAGAAGGAAAAAUUCCCUGGGAUGCCCUAAUUUACAUUACUGGUGAAAUCACAUAUGGCGGCAGAGUUACAGACACCUGGGAUCAAAGAUGCCUUCGUACUGUCUUGAAAAGAUUUUUUUCUCCUGAAACAUUACAACCUCAUUAUAAAUAUUCUGAAUCAGGCAUCUAUUUUGCACCCAUGGCUGACAGCCUACAGGAAUUUAAGGACUACAUUGAAAAUCUGCCUUUGAUAGAUGAUCCAGAAAUUUUUGGGAUGCAUGAAAAUGCCAACCUUGUUUUCCAGUACAAAGAGACCAAUACCUUAAUCAACACCAUACUAGAGGUUCAGCCAAGGUCAUCUGCUGGUGGAGAGGGGAAAAGCAAUGAUGAAAUUGUCCAGGAACUUGUUGCUUCUGUCCGGUCCAGACUUCCAGAAUCCCUGCAAAUGGAAGGUGCUUCCGAGACUCUUUUCGUCAAGGAUCCUCAAGGACGCCUGAACUCUUUGACCACCGUUCUUAGCCAGGAAGUGGACCGGUUUAACAAUCUGCUGAAGUUAAUACAUAUUUCUCUAGAAACACUCAACAAAGCCAUUGCUGGAUUGGUGGUGAUGUCUGAAGAAAUGGAAAAGGUGUAUAACAGUUUUCUCAACAACCAGGUUCCUUCUCUGUGGUCUAACACAGCCUACCCAUCCCUGAAGCCACUAGGAUCGUGGGUCAAAGACCUUAUUCUGAGGACUGCAUUUGUGGAUCUCUGGCUCAAACGAGGACAGCCCAAGUCCUUCUGGAUCUCCGGGUUCUUCUUUCCUCAAGGAUUUCUGACAGGAACACUCCAGAACCACGCUCGGAAAUACAACCUGCCCAUCGAUGAGCUGAGUUUCAAGUACAACAUGAUUCCUGUCUACCGGGAUCAAGCUGCAGUGAUAGAAGCUGCUAAGUCAGUGCAGUUUGGACAAGAGCUACCCAUGGACGUAGGGUUGCCCUCUCCUGAAGAUGGAGUUCUUGUUCAUGGGAUGUUCAUGGAUGCGUCUCGAUGGGAUGAUAAGCAUAUGGUCAUAGAAGAUGCAUUGCCAGGACAGAUGAAUCCAAUGCUGCCUGUAGUGCACUUUGAGCCACAGCAAAACUACGAGCCAAGUCCCAAACUGUACCACUCCCCACUGUACAAAACAGGGGCCCGAGCAGGAACACUCUCAACCACAGGUCAUUCAACCAACUUCGUGGUGACUGUCCUCUUACCCUCCAGGCGGCCCAAAGAUUACUGGAUUGCCAAGGGAUCAGCUUUGCUCUGUCAGCUGAGUGAGUGAGAAGGUGCCAGAGAUCUUUGAUGUGGAGAUGGUCUGAUCAAUUUACA